Phymastichus coffea is the source of this 1117-nucleotide messenger RNA. RefSeq names its product complement component 1 Q subcomponent-binding protein, mitochondrial (gene P32). The coding region runs from base 114 to 914 and encodes 266 amino acids. The transcript is spliced from 5 exons. Gene Ontology annotation, cellular component: mitochondrial matrix. Lineage: Eukaryota; Metazoa; Arthropoda; Insecta; Hymenoptera; Eulophidae. The record is from RefSeq and is a predicted model, not a curated record. Gene Ontology annotation, biological process: cytosolic ribosome assembly.
ACCAUCUUGACCGUUCUUGCAAGUUCGUUACCGGCUCUCAUUCACCACGCGGUCGAGCCUACUCGUUCACGCUUCUUAUUACUUUGACGCAAGGUAACGUACAAACACGGAAAAUGAACGGCAUCGCCAGGAGUGUACUUAGGUUGCCGAGUGUCAAGAACCUGGUGGCCUCUGUCACCAAGGGAGUCAAUGUGCAGAAUAGCAGAGGUCUCUGGGCGGGCAGUGCAUUCCAGGAACCGAGCAACCUCGUGUCCUUAACGAGCCAGGCUCCAAGUCACAGGCACCCUUGCGCCUGCGUCUCCUGUAGAUUCGCUCACACCAAAGCUGAGAAGGAACUCGUUGAGUUUUUGGCUGAGGAAAUCGUUGCAGAAAAGAAAGCUCUUAAGUUCAAGACCAUCCCUUCUGAGCUCGAAGGCUUCAAAGUAUCUCUUGAUGGAGCCGAAGUUACCCUCACAAAAAAAGACGGCAAUGAAGAAAUCAUCAUCAGUUUCAAUGUAAACCACUCUGUGGACACAGAUACAGAAGCAGAGUUGGAUCCUCGAGACGACAAACCAGAUUUGGGAGAUAUGAAGAGCAAACCCAACUUUGAGAUCAAUGUCAGGAGAGGAGGUCAAACUCUAUCAUUUACAUGCUCUUUCAACAGUGAACCAGGAGCAUCAGGAGCAGAUGAUGCAUAUGAUGAUAUCUUUGGCAUAGAUGAAAUCACUCUCUAUGAAGGUGAACAUUCAGAAAAGAUUUAUUGUGUAGCAGGUGAAGUCAUUGAUGGGUACUUGUAUGAUCUUCUUAUGAACUACUUGGAAGAAAAAGGUAUUUCCAAUGAAUUUGCUGAGAAACUCAUUGAAUUCAGUACAAGUUAUGAGCACACAGCAUAUAUAGGUUUGCUAGAAGGUCUCUCUAAGUUUACAGCAAAAUAAUUCCUUGUUUUUUUAUUGCUUUGAUACAUAGAAUGUAAAGUCUGUACUCUUACAAUUAGAAUUUUAAGUGUUGUUGAAAAAAAUAAAUGAGAAAACUACAUUUCAAUUCUUACCUUAAAAAAUUUGAUUGAACUAUACCUUUUAUCUAUAAAAUAAUUAUCAUUUUAAGAAAAACUCUAUAGGUCUUCAUAAUCAAUAUUGUA